AUGCCGAAUAUUAUACCCAAUCAAACAACCACCACAACCUCAAAUUCCGCAGAGAUGUCCCCGUCACCCAAACCCGUUCUCUCGAAAUUGGCAAAUCGUUAUAGAGGCGCCACAGUCGAAGAUCUCGAUCCUCCAUCCGCACUCUCCUGUAACCCCACCGAUCCCAUCUCAUAUGCACUCAUGAGCGCCUUCGAACGCGAUUACACACACCUCACGGUCGUAACCCCCGACACACGCGCCCUGCUCGGCUAUCUCUCGAUCCCGCAUCUGCGCAUCUUGCUCGAAACAGGCAAAGUGCAAGAAUCAGACGAGGUAUCCAAAGCAAUGGUGAAAUUUAGGAGGAAGGGAAAGGUGUAUAAGGUUAUUACAAUGGAUACCCCGUUGGAAGAGUUAGAGUUGUUCUUUGCUGGGGGAGAGAGUGGUGAGGGUGGAAAACAGGAUUUUGCAGUUGUGACGGAUGAGAGGAGGAGGUUUGUGUUGGGAGUGGCGACCAAGACGGAUUUAGAGGAGUUCGCUAGGAGGAGACCUGCUUGA
Sclerotinia borealis F-4128 is the source of this 534-nucleotide messenger RNA. Lineage: Eukaryota; Fungi; Ascomycota; Leotiomycetes; Helotiales; Sclerotiniaceae. The record is from the annotation of a GenBank genome assembly.